Vanessa atalanta (red admiral) is the source of this 812-nucleotide messenger RNA. Its product is annotated as DNA repair protein XRCC3. The record is from RefSeq and is a predicted model, not a curated record. Gene Ontology annotation, cellular component: Rad51C-XRCC3 complex; replication fork. The annotation marks the transcript as partial. Gene Ontology annotation, molecular function: ATP binding; four-way junction DNA binding; ATP-dependent DNA damage sensor activity. The transcript has 2 exons. NCBI's taxonomy places the organism in Eukaryota, Metazoa, Arthropoda, Insecta, Lepidoptera, Nymphalidae. Gene Ontology annotation, biological process: resolution of mitotic recombination intermediates; telomere maintenance via recombination; t-circle formation.
UCAUAGAUAAUACAUGUAAACUGAACUGGUUAUGCUAGUAUAAGUGUAUUAUCUAUGUGGUUAUGCUUAAUGCAGACUUAUGACAGAAAUUAGAAUUCUGUCCAGUAACCUCGAUUUUUAAAAUGGAUACUUUAAAAGACCUUUUACCUACUAGAUUAUUUGAAGUAUUAGAAAAAGCAGGUACAUUAACAGAAAUGUAUGGUGAAAGUGGCUCAGGAAAAACACAAAUAGCACUUCAAACUGCAGUCUAUUGUGGCACUAGUGGAUGUGUGUUUAUAUGUACUGAAGAUUUAUUUCCUGUAAAAAGAUUUAAUCAAAUAAGCCAAUAUGUCUGGCAUGAUAUAAAAGAUACAGAAUGUAAAAAGAAUAUCUUUAUUGAACAUCUUACUGAGGCCCAUGAAUUAAUUUCAUGUAUCAGAGUGCGUUUACCCAAGUUAUUGAAAUUAAAUAAAAUAUCUGCUGUCAUUCUGGAUUCAGUAGCUGCCCCUUUUAGGUGUGAAAAUACUAACUAUGUACAAAGAGCAGAAGAACUUAAAGAGUUGGCUAUCUUGCUACUUAAUAUAGCCCAAGAAUAUAAUGUAGCUGUUAUUUGUAUCAAUCAAGUGACUGCUUGUUUCACUGGUUCUGAUGAUGUAUUGCCUACAUUAGGACUAGUGUGGUCUAAUUUGAUUUCUUGUAGGUUAAAAUUAACAAAAACAAUAGAUUAUCGGGAAUUAACUAUUGCUUUUGCUCCACAUUUAUCCAAUGCACAAGGUGCAAAAUUCAUAAUAACAAAAAAUGGCAUAGAAGAUAUGGAAAAUAUAUUAAUAAAU